AUGAUUACGUUCGGGCUGACUUCGCUCCGUCUCUGCGCGGAACAGUCUCUUCUAAUUCGAAAUGAAGCACAAGGAGAAGAUGGUGGAAGUGAAGGGAACAGGGGUUUGGUGGUGAGCGAUGGUUUACAGGUAGUCUUUGUUAUAGAAAGAGCUCACUGAAGAGGGUUUCUGUUGUUACUGUCAUUUCAUAAUAUUAUUCGUCUAGUCUAAUGUCAUCCUAUUCUCAUCCGAAGGAUCUCCAAUUUCUUGAUGAGAACCAGUUAAUUUGUCAUUAAGCAGCGUCUCUUCCUUGCCUGUGUGCCGGGAAACAAGUCAUUUAAAGCCAUGUCUCCAGCCAAGCUAUUCAAUAGCAUGGCGAUUAGAUGCCGUUUAAACCCCAAAAACAAAAAAGUUCAGCCCCGGUCGAGGUGCAAUUAUCGGUCGCAGCUUGAGCCCGCUUGUCGAUAUAUUGUUGUACAUGUACAUGUGAAUGAAAUGAAUUGGAUCUGGGUAUUUUCCCCCCGAAAGCAGCGUGAGAUCUGCGAUUUGCGGUGGGUCGCGGGGGCUAAAAGGCUCAAUGGGAGAUUGUCGGCCUAGCCUCGGGGUCCAAUUGCACUUGUUAAGUCAAUUAUGGCGUCGGCUUUUGAGAUCCUUCCUUUUUCUAAUUGUUGUACCAACUGUUUAUCCAUUUAUAGCGCCAUACAUAUAGUUAGUUUAUUACAAGGAUGUGUCCCCAUUCUCUAAACUACGGUACUGCGGAGCCAAUCCUUGCCGGGCAUCGUUCCCAGCGUGUUGUUCUCCCUUUCUUGACGCCUCUCCGCUUUCUCUUUCAGUCGAACCAUCUCCAUCUCUCGUUCCCCUUACGGCCGCCCUUUUUUGGUAUAAGUUUUCCUCGCGGAAUCAGGCAAAGAAAAAGAGGGGGGACAUUCUUCGAGAGUGGUUAAAAUUUAUACAAACUGGCCCCGCCCCGAACCCCGCAAAGAUUUCUUGCACAGCAUGAUCGCGGAAACCGAGAAAAGAGCCGAGGGACCAUCUCUCGAGAAUCGCAGCUCCCGAUCUCGCGCCAAUAAGCGCUUUAAACGUUUUAAGGGCGGUCAUGCUGGGCGAGGCGCAGGGAGGGGGCGAAGGAAGGUCGGAGAAUAGGUGGGGUCAGUUACUCGAACCAAUGAGAGCGACGGAUGGGUGACACUGUAAAUGAUCUCAAUUUAUUUCAUUUAUUCCUUAGAAUUCUGUUUCUUAAAAAGGUUUGAUGGCUACCUGUCAUUGACUUUCUCAAACCUCGUAUCAUUCUGUAUACCUUUUCAUUACCUGCAUUUCCCACGACUCUCACACACAACUCACCUUGACAUGUCUCAUUUUCAGUGGUUACAAAUAUUCGGAUCAUCCGAAUCGACUUGCUUUCCUUGUCGUUAACUGAAGCGUAAGGAUCUUCUUCCUCAAGUCACUCUCUUUUACAGCGCGGGUUAUAUGAAUGACCAUGGAAUUGUCUGCCCACCUGUUUAUCCCUUGAUUAUUCUGCCUUUUCCGUGGAUUAUAUAUGUUGAUAUCUUAUCAAUUACUCGAGGGUUUUAUUCGGAAAGUCCGUGAAAAAAGCAAUGUCCUGAGGUUUUUUUUGAAAGUGUUGGGAGUUUUGACUUUUGAGAGUGUUGGGAAACCUGACAACAGCCCUACUCCAAUAUUAUUACAGUACUCCUCAGCCGAUCCUUUCUGGCAUUUAUUCGAAUCUGUGGCGCCGGAAUCGUUUCCGGCUUCUCUUUAUCUAUUGUCCAUUGGCUGAGGCCCUGGGGAAAUCUGGGAACAAGGGCUUUUGUUCAUGUAAUUCUUGUUCCGGCACCGAUUGCGACGACUAAUAUGCCGUUGUUGUGUCAAUUAACCGACCGCGUUAUCCUCGCGGGCAUUUCGUUGCAAGAGAGUGGGCGGGGCCAAGAGAGGAAGCGGUUUUGGACUCCCAAUAACCGACACUCCCAACAAGCGUAUCAUUCCCAACACUUUUACUGCCACGGAUCCUAGUGUAACAUUAUUGUAACUGAUACUUAAUAUUUCGAGUGAUUCGUGUACUUAUAUUAUUUUAUUCAUGAAACACAACUCUGUUUUUAUACGAUUUCAGACCAUGGAAGACUUUCAGAAGGCCAUGAUGAUGUACCAGCAGAUGAUGGCCAUGGCUGCGGUCCAACAAAAUGCAGCUUCAACGGGCACACGUUCCAAUGGCUCAAACUCCGGGGCAGCUUCUCCUCCAGGAUCAGUUCACUCGGAUAACGGAUCUCCAGAAUCCACUGAAAAUUGUUCGAAUAAUAAUCAGAAUCCCUUGAUGAAGUCGUAUCAAGAUCUCCUGAAGUCGAUGCAACAGCCAGGACAGAUGUUUCCCUUCCAAUUCGGUCUCAGCAACUCCGCAACCGAGCCCAAUCCCGGACUCUCCAUGAUUUUUAACCAGAAUAAUAUGCUGAAUUCGGAGCAAGUAAGUGGUCUUGAUCUUUGAAUCCGUCUUUUCCCGCUUUCUUAAUCUGAUAUUUAAAUGUACACAGUUUAUCUACUCGUAUGAUGCCUUAUUUUAAAUCUUAAGUUCUCACAUUUCACCAGAUAACGUGCAGAAAUGACAGUCCCGAAAAUACCACGGUAUCCGGUGUAUUGUUGAUCCGAAGUGGGAUGUUCCUGAAACGUGCGGACCUUCACCAAGUUUCGUUUCCCUAAUCCGGUAUAAUAAUUUCCUAAUGUAAGGUGCAACGUAUCAUCGUGGGAACGUCAUCUUGGUCCUUUUUAUUGGGCAGAUUAGGCCGGGGACUUCCGCGUUUUGGGUGUUUUGUAAAGUUUCUGAAGGGAGGGGGCUUUCUGGACUUUAUUCAAAUUGAUGAUGAGGAAUCCCUCAAAUAGGGGCAUAAAAGAGGACGAUAGGGAUAUUCGUUGUCAUUCCGCGGGCCCCAAACCUGGUUAGCGGUCCUCAAUGGCAUUUAAAGAGCUGGCACAAAUCCCGGGCAUAUCAUCUAAUAAAGAGCGCGAGAGUGCAGCCAUGACACCGCCGGGGACACGCCCUUGUCCUCGACUACUCACUUCCCAUCAAUUAGGUUUGUUAUCUCAGCUCGCUUUCGGCCCGUCUCAGUCAACUCACUCGACUUUCCGCCCUCCGGGCAUAUCCCUCCACAUGGCCGCUUCAAUCCCGUCUCAGUUGCAGGUGAUCAAGACGAUAGAAAAGAUGGACGACGACGGCGAUUACAACAAUCUGAUGUUGUUUAUACAACAGCUGAGUCCCGAUAUGAUCCUGGCCAUUUGUCGACAUGAGAGCUUCCUCAGGGCCCGAGCUUCUGUCCUCUUUCAUCGUCGUGAAUACCAAGAAAUGUACAACCUUCUGGAAAGUCAUCAGUUCAGUCCCGCUCAUCAUCAGAAGCUUCAGCAUCUCUGGCAAGAAGCCAGAUACUUCGAGGCCGAACGGAUCAGGCAAAGGUCAGUUUGUUUCCAUUAUUGAAAUAACUAUUUAUGUUUGGAAACUACUAUUACAAUAUUUCGUUUACAAAUAUAAAAUAAUUGUGUUUAGACCGCUGGGCCCAGUCGACAAAUACCGUGUUCGCAAGAAGUUCCCCUUGCCAAAAACGAUCUGGGAUGGAGAACAAAAGACUCACUGCUUCAAGGAGAGGACCCGCAGCACGUUGAGAGAGCACUACCUUAAGGAUCCUUAUCCAAAUCCUCAAAUGAAGAAGGAAUUGGCCCACAAGACCGGCCUUUCCCCCAUGCAGGUCGGGAAUUGGUUCAAGAAUCGAAGACAGCGAGAUCGGGCGGCUCACAUGAAGAACCAGUAAGUUCUGUUAAGAUUAUCUACAUCUGAUACAAAUGCGAUUCUUCCUUCUUCUUUGGAGGAUUACUGUAAUCCGUUUUCGGUUCCGUUGGUUCUGAGACAAGAAAGAAAUCAUAAUAUAUAUCAUGCACUGUAGCGUGUAAUAGGUUUGACCGGAUUACCUUUUUGCGACCGGAUGCACCGCCAGCGAGUCUAAUGAAAGGCCGGCCAAUAUGUUCCCUUAUAACGCUACAUUUGACUCCUAAAGGAUUAUGGCCAUGCGCACUCCGAGUUGGGCCAAUUCGGCCGCCAGAUUUGCAUAAACUGUUAUUAGGGCCGCGAGCGGUAAUUGGCCGUCAAAUGGGCUGAUUAAGCGGGCCGAUGAUGUGAUGUGCAGGCUUAUGUUAUAUUAGCGCCGACCCUUUCGCCCAUCUCUUCGCGGGACUAAUUACAAACAUUAGGUAUGAAGAAUUAUAAAAAUAAUCGCAAAUAGAGUUGUUCAAGUAUUAUGUUGGCGGGGCUUAAUCGAGAGGGUUUGAGUGCGCGAGAACAAUUAAUUUGUUUGUGUAAAGGGCUACCGAUCAAUUUUGUACCGUAGGACAUGCGAGACAGUCGAGGCCGCUGAUUUCGAAGUGCAAACAAAGCGGAGGAUCCGGCCCAAGAGCCUAAGAGACUGAUCCCGAUGGCCAUCAAUACACAUAAGUAUGAAAUCGAUGUGCUUUACGCAAGCUGUCAUCCUUGGCCAUGCCCAAAACAGCUCAUCUUUCGCUUGGCCAAUACCGUAAUCUGACCCCCAACUGGCAUUUGUAUUAAAAGCCGACUCUUUAUGCAAUUUAUAUUUGCCAAUGCUUGUGUUUGCACAGGUCGAUUAAAUUGAGACCUCACCUCAUCCCCCAAUUGGUGUGAAAUGGCGCGCCUUUCCUCCAAAGGUGCCGCUUUCAAGUGGCCCAAGGAAGGCGAGGCGACCUUGACGCCGCUACCGUAUUUUAGGAACAAGAUUAUGUAAGCGAAAGGGAAUACGCAACAGGCUAGAUUUUCUCCGAAUAAGGCAUCUGGAGUGCGCGGUGGGAAACCAAUUAGAGCAAGUGCCAAUUCGAUUACUCCACAAUACAAACAUUUGCAUACAAAAUCUGAUUUACAGUAGAUUAAAGGCCGAUUUUGAGUGGUAUGAGUAAUUAAUCCGUUUUCAGACAAAACGGACUUCUCCUGGAUCCGAACAGCGGCCUCAGAAGUCCCGAUUCUCCUCAUUCGGAAGACCUGAAUCAUGAAGAAGGUCAGUCUACAUCCACUUUGAGGGGAUCACCCAGCACGGACUCUGACGACAACAAUAUUUCCUCCGGCUCUUUGAAGUCACCGAAUCUGAUGUUCCCGAACUUUAUAAACCCUCUUCUUCCUCCUCUUCCCCCUCAAUUCCAAUUGAGUCCUAAUAAUAAUUCGAAUAUGAACCCGAUGGAGAUGAUGAUGUCCAAUUUCCUCCAAAAUCCCUUCUUCAAACAACUUCAAAUGAAUAUUCUGGCCAAACAACAGCAAUUUAUUCAACAACAAAAAGACAGCGAGUUGAUGAAUUCAUCGACAAAAGAGGGAAAAGAGAAAAGAGAAAUCAAAUCUGAGACCCAGGUGACUCCGAAGAGGUCAAAGUUAUGCAUCGACGAGUUGCUGAAGCAGAAAGAAUUGUCGGUGGAAAAUCUGGAGACCGAAGAACCCACUACCGAUACCUCAGGAUCCGGCGCCUCAGGGCACGAAGAGGAUGAUUGGGUCAAGGUCUGA
Molecule: messenger RNA, 5509 nt
Organism: Bursaphelenchus xylophilus (pine wood nematode)
Lineage: Eukaryota; Metazoa; Nematoda; Chromadorea; Rhabditida; Aphelenchoididae
Source: the annotation of a GenBank genome assembly